AAUCUACAUCAGUGUGUCACAGAAAGUUUUUCGAAAUGGUCACAAGAUUCGAGAGAUCAAAGAUAAAUUUUUCGUGUAAAAUUUACGAUGAAUUUUCCAUUGAAAAUAAAGAAACGGGAAGGAUUGAAGAGUUUUAUAUUCAAGAUCUGCCGCCAAAUUGCUAUAAUGAAGCAGCAAAUUUCAUGAUCGAUUAUUAUGUUAAAGAUGAAAUAUUCCAAAAAGCAUUCAAUUCGACUAUAGACACGAUGCUCGAUUUUUACAAUUUCGUGUUCAAACAGAGAGUCUCUUUAGGAUGUUUUGUGAAAGAAACUUCUGAACUUGUUGGGGUAAACGCGUUGAGUGUCAAAAGCAAAGGAAUUGACACAAGUUUCAAGAGUGAAAAUGAAAGAUUUCGAACAAUACGCGAAUGUUUUGCUUUUAUCAACAAUCACUAUGAUGUUUUCGAUCAUUACAAUGUAAACUAUUUUCUAUAUGCUCAUGGACUUGCUGUCAAAACGAAUUAUCGCGGACGAGGUAUCGCACUGAAGAUUCUUAAAGCCCGCAUUCCUCUAAUGGAUGAAAUAAACGUGACCGUAACGUCUUCACUUUUCACUUCAAAAGAAGCACAACAAGCAGCUUUUAAUGCGGGCUUCCACGAAGACUUCUCCAUGUCUUAUAAAAUAAUCGAAGCAAAAUUUCCCACAACAAACUUUUCAAGUGCUAAUUGUGAAGAUUAUAUGGCACGUAAACGUUCAAUAUUUUCGAUCUAUCCUCAUGUUUAUCAUGAAUUUGUUGUGAAAGAAGAUGAUAAAGAUGUUGAAUUUGUUAUUCAAAAUUUAACUGAUGAGUUUUUUGAAAGUGCUGUGCCGUUUAUUGUCGAGAAUCAUGCUCGUGGUGCUGUUUUUCAUAGAGCUGCAAGAACAUUGACAGAUGAAAAGGGAAAUCAAAAAGUUCAUGCGAUGUACGAAAAUGUGUUUAAGGAGAAGAAUUCUCUUAUUUGUUUGGUGAAAGGAACAAAUGAAAUUGCUGGAUUAAAUGCAUUAACAAUUAAAACGAGAAAUGAUUUUAUGAAUCCGGAUGUGUCUGUUGAUCCUUGUUUUAGACUUCUAAAUGAAUCAAUAAAUUUUAUUAACUCAGCUUUCAACGUGUUUGACCAUUACGAAGUUGAUCGAGUUUUGUCUGCUGCUGGUCUUGCUGUUGAUAAAAAAUACCGUGGAAAAGGAAUCGCAACGCAAAUAUUAAAGACUCGUGCAUUGUUGAUGAAAUCGAUAGAUCUUAAAGUAACAACUUCAAUAUUUUCAACUGAAGGCGCUCAAAAGGCAGCAGCAUCCGCUGGUUAUGAUGAAAAUUAUUCAAUCACUUACGAAGAGCUUCAGGAAAAAUUUCCUGAAAUGAAUUUUUCAUUUGUAUAUGGAAGAUCAUGCAAGGUUCUCUCAAUGAAAAUUUAACUGUUGUGAAAAUAAAUAAACAAAGGUUGCAGAAAAGAUAAAUUUAGUCAUAGCUACAUCUUCAUUCAGAAAAAUAAACUCUGUUAUCAUACCUUCAAUUACCUAUUAACAUAAAUUCACACUGAUAAAUGAUAAAUUAAUUACCUCCAGAUUGUAUUAUUUUCUAAUGUAGAAUAAUGAAAUUGCGAAAUAAAAAUCGAUCAAGAGCUUAACAGUAAAAAAG
Molecule: messenger RNA, 1650 nt
Organism: Clunio marinus
Lineage: Eukaryota; Metazoa; Arthropoda; Insecta; Diptera; Chironomidae
Source: the annotation of a GenBank genome assembly